Molecule: messenger RNA, 585 nt
Organism: Cornus florida
Lineage: Eukaryota; Viridiplantae; Streptophyta; Magnoliopsida; Cornales; Cornaceae
Product: F-box/kelch-repeat protein At3g06240-like
Exons: 1
Coding region: 1-585 (194 amino acids)
Source: RefSeq, a predicted model, not a curated record
AUGGUUGGAACCUCUGAUCCACCAACUUUUAUGUUCGGUGAUUCCUACAAAGAACAUCUCCUCGUUUCUUGCAAUGCAAAACCCGUUACAAACCAAUCUAAGAAGCAAUAUGGGAGUGUGAUUGUUUACUUUGACAUGGUGGAUCACAAGUUCAAGGAGAUGCCAUCACCAAAUUGUAUAAAUGAUGGAGAUAUGUUUGAUUUGACGGUUUUGAAGGGAUGCCUCAGUUUAUAUUUUAGUACCAGUGAUAUGAACUAUUUUGAGGCGUGGACUAUGGAGCAAUAUGGUGAGCAUCAUUCUUGGACCAAGUUAAUUGUCAUCCCACACUGGAUACGUGAGAGACAUAUAAGUUCUUUGAAGCUAUUGUGUGUUACCAAGAAAGGUAAAAUUGUGAUGAUACUUGAUGACAAAAAACUAUUCAUCUAUAAUCCUAAAAACAACACGUGCACUCGUCUUGGACAAACAGAGGUUGACGCUAGGCUACGGGCAGUUUCUAUUGUGGAUAGUUUGGUUUUUCCCAUUCCAACACCUCAAGGAAAAGGAAAGAGGAAAAAACCUACAAUUGUAAGGAAGUCCAUCAAAUAA